Molecule: messenger RNA, 1770 nt
Organism: Anopheles coustani
Lineage: Eukaryota; Metazoa; Arthropoda; Insecta; Diptera; Culicidae
Exons: 2
Coding region: 9-1403 (464 amino acids)
Source: RefSeq, a predicted model, not a curated record
AUGAGAAAAUGCCGCAACGGCGCAGUUGGAAACCACCAAAACAGGAUCACAGUGUCUACGUGCAGCAGCUUUUCAAAGAUUUCCUCAAACGAAACCAUGGCAAACCGACAAAUGUCGUCCCGAUGGACACCCGUACCAAUUUCGUGCAGACCGAAACAACCGUGCGGCAGCGAAAGCAACCAGGCAUAUUUGAUAGAGCCGUUUACGCUCGUUUCGAACGCGAUGCCAACGGUGCUGGCUUCAAGAGGCAAGACUCAACGACUGGAUUCAAAACAGGGCUUAUGAAAUGGAUCGAUCAACAGCGCAAUCACCGACAACAGCAACAUACGGUUUUACCGAAAACGACGCGCUCGGAUGACUAUCUCAAUUUGCCGGAUAAUUUUUUUUCCGGGGUGGAGCAAAUGAAAAUGCCCAUCGAAGUGGCGGAUAGAACGCUCGGAAAUGUUACGAAUAAUUUCGUGCCUCCAGCAACGUCCACGCCAUUUGAACGGUUAGCAUCAUUCGGCAUUUCGGGAGUGCUUUCCGACCCGGACGAAUUUCAACCGAAUCACCAAGCCACUGCUCCUGUCGGCAGCGUACAAUGUGAGUGGCAAUGCUUUUUGAAAAGUGUCGAUAAAUAUUUGAUCAACGUGACCCAAGACGACCAAGAAACAUCCUUGGUGGAUAAACAGAGAAUAGAAUUGUUCGAUCUACUGCAAGAUAGCAGCAAUAAUGCUCAGCAUACAUCCCAAGGCCACCCAGCAAAACAGCCAACGCUUAGCACACAGAGAGCCAAUGAUAUACCCAAGACACAGGGUAUUGAAAAUGAUCAAUUUGGUCGGCCGAGCUGGAGAGACCAUUCAUUGAUAAGUAAUCAACAUUAUCGUGCCCAUCGAAGCCGCGAUCUAGACAUCACUAUCUCUCCGCUAGCUACCCGUCACCGACCAAUACCGAAUAUACCCGACGGUUCUCGUGAAAAAAAUAUACAAAAAAAUAUCGAGUCAUUUGAUCGAACCAACGUUACCUUUCUUAUAGAACCGUUCGCCGAAUCUCCUUGUUCGCUGCACACUUCACCAGAUGAUGUCCUCUUGUCCGCUUCUCCGCCAUCACCAACAUUACCUUCCAGUCCUCGGGAAGCGCUGUUCGAUGGACAAACGUUUUUACUAGAUCAAACAAGAGCGGAAGAUACGCUGAUGGCAAAACUAGAUGCACUACUCGAAGAGGACAACUUCAGCAAUGACGAUGAUGGGCUGAUAAACUUUGAUUUUAACUUUGCAUCUCAACGGAACCUAACAGCAAUGAACAUUACGUUCCCUAACCAUUCUCGCCUAGCGGCUGAUUUCUUGGACGAAUCAUUUUCGCAUGGGAAGGAUAUAACCGACACAGACAUGUAUUUGUCGCAAGAAGUGACGAACUUGUUUUGAGUACAUGAUUCCUACCGUAAAUUCAAUUUAUUUGUAGUUUAAAUUUUCAAAUUAUUCAACUCUUCGAUGAUGUCCAUAUGCUUGAACUUGUCUGGAUUUUUGGUGAACGUAUCUAGGAGCUGUAGUUUUGUAACAUUAUUCUGACUGUAAUAAAGCUGCAGUUGAUUAGCCAAGCAUUGGGCUUCCUGGGCGUUUAACACAUUCGUAUCAAAUUCUCCCCGCAUCAGUAUAAUUCCUUUGUCCUGGCACUCGGUGAACAUAGUUAAAUUCAAACAUUCUGGUGCAUUUUCUUUGUGAACCUGCAAUAUAAAAUAUCGUAAGAAAAACUGUAUCAAACACGCAAUACAGUAUGCACAUCACCUGAUAA